AUGGCGGACCGCCACCAUUACGCCGUGUCCUUUCCUGAUACUAAAACACCGCCCUCCUCGCGACAGAUCGUGACCGCCAGUCUUUCUAGUGAUGCUGCUAUUGAAUCUGCCCUUUACUUAAGCUUAGCUUACGCAUACUUUUACCGCCUUUAGGUGUGCUGUUACGCAAUGCUGAAGUCGCAUGUUUGAAGGCAGCAUUGAAGGCAGGUGCAAAUCCACGCACGUGUAGCACCUACCCCUUGAGACGUAUAUACCUUCCCAACUCAUCCGAUAGAAUCAACCAGAUAAGCAAAUCAGCAAAAAGACGUUCUCACCCACUCGCUUGGUCCAUGUACUCACCGAUACUCCUGAAUCCUAUAGUGUUUAUAUAUAUACAUUCUACGAGCCAAAGAAUGUCAAUAACAUAUAU
Molecule: messenger RNA, 409 nt
Organism: Periconia digitata
Lineage: Eukaryota; Fungi; Ascomycota; Dothideomycetes; Pleosporales; Periconiaceae
Source: the annotation of a GenBank genome assembly